Messenger RNA from Menidia menidia (Atlantic silverside), 3816 nucleotides. The record is from the annotation of a GenBank genome assembly. Lineage: Eukaryota; Metazoa; Chordata; Actinopteri; Atheriniformes; Atherinopsidae.
GGUAAGCCCGCUCACUCCGUAUCCAUGGUGUUAUGACUGGGCAUGCGCAUAUCAUGUCCCUAAGUUGAUAAGAAUGGUGGAUGAGGCGCGCUUGACUGUUGUAGGUUUGUGACCGUGCUUCGAAGGGCAUACUUACGCAUACAAAUUUCACGCCAGCCACGUGAAACACACCGGCAAUCAACUCAGAGGGCGCUCUUACUGGAAUGCUGGACACUGAGUCCCCUGCCAUGGAAAGCAAUGGGGAUGCCUUUAUUCCUGAUCUACCUGUUCUAGGCCAAGGAGCUGAGUGGCCGCAUGACCAAGUUCCUCCAGAACAACUCUCUGCUUCUCAGGAUGCUCCUAACCAAGAAAAGCCGGAAAACCAGAAAAUGAACUCUGCGGAGCUAGGGUCUGUUGAGAAAGCUGUGGAACAAUUUCAGCUUGCCAGUGCUCAGCUCUUCCAAGACGAGCAGCCAGCGCCACCCCCACCUCCACCACCACCCACAGAAGAGGCAGAACAAGUAGCACCGCAACCUGCGCAGGAUGAAAGUCAAGAAGGGACUGAUCCACCACAGGCGGCUGAGGAUGGCAUGGAGCUUGAGGAGCCUUCCAAGGAAGCGGCACCAGAGAUUGCUGUCUCUGUGGAGCCUGAACUACCAUCAGAGUUUGACAAACUCUUCAAAGUAUGUGAGGACAACCCAGAAGACUUCAAUGCCUGGGUGACCCUGCUGCAGUAUGUGGAGCAAGAAAAUCUCCUCAUUCCUGCGAGAAAGUCUUUCGACGUCUUCUUCCUGCGUUAUCCCUACUGCUAUGGCUACUGGAAGAAAUAUGCUGAUCUUGAGAAAAAGAAUGGCAACAUACAGGUUGCAGAGGAGGUGUACAGAAGGGGCUUGCAGGCCAUUCCUCUCAGUGUGGACCUCUGGCUUCACUACCUCACCUUUAUUAAAGAGAACUCUGAUCUAACUGACCCAGCGACUGAAGGACACAUUAGAGCCUCCUAUGAACAUUCUGUGCUGGCAGCAGGCACAGACUUCCGCUCAGACCGCCUCUGGGAGUCCUUCAUAAACUGGGAGACAGAACAACAGAAGCUGUCCAACGUAACCACCCUCUAUGAUCGUAUCUUGGGUAUCCCAACUCAGCUUUACUCCCAGCACUUUCAGAGGUUUAAAGAUCAUGUCCAGAGCAACCACCCUAAGUACUUCCUGUCAGAAGGGGAAUUUGUUACACUCAGACACGAGCUUUCCAAAGCCAGUCUGUCGGCAGUGAUUGGUGAAGAUGGUGAGUCCACUGUUCCUCAGGAGGACCUUCCACCUGGUACAGAGGACCUCGCAGAUCCUGCUAAGAGAGUGACAGAGAUCGAGAACAUGCGACACAAAGUGAUCGAGGUGCGGCAAGAAGUGUUCAACCACAAUGAACAUGAAGUCAGCAAGCGCUGGGCCUUUGAAGAAGGAAUUAAGCGACCGUACUUCCACGUCAAAGCCUUGGAGAAGACGCAGCUGAACAACUGGAAGGAGUACCUGGAAUUCGAGAUUGAGAACGGCACCCCGGAGCGCGUGGUGGUCCUCUUUGAACGAUGCCUCAUCGCUUGCGCUCUCUACGAGGAGUUCUGGAUCAAGUAUGCAAAAUAUCUAGAGGGCUUCAGCACUGACGGCGUCAGACAUGUCUACAAGAAAGCAUGCACCAUCCACCUGCCCAGGAAACCAGCCAUCCACUUGCUGUGGGCAGCCUUUGAAGAGCAGCAAGGCAACGUGGAAGAGGCUCGUAGAAUCCUGACGUCCCUGGAUGCAUUGAUACCGGGUCUGGCAAUGGUGCGUCUUCGAAGGGUCAGCCUGGAGCGUCGCCACGGCAACGUGGAGGUUGCAGAGGCGCUGUUGAGGGAAGCAAUGGAGACGGCGGCAAGCCCCACAGACUCAUCGUUUUACGCUGUGAAGCUGGCCAGGCUGCUGAUGAAGGUGCAGAAAAACCUGAGCAAGGCCAAGAAGGUGCUGCAGGAUGCCAUCGAGAAAGACCCGACGAGUUCAAAACUGUAUCUCAACCUGCUGGAGCUGGAAUACGGUGGCGACCUUAUGCAGAACGAAGCAGAGAUCCUGGCAUGCUUUGACCGUGCCCUGAGCAGUCCCAUGCACCUGGAGUCCCGCGUGCUGUUUUCCCAACGCAAGGUGGAAUUCCUGGAAGAUUUUGGCAGCAACAUCCAUCUGCUUGUGGCUGCAUAUGAGGAACAGCAGAGGCUACAGAAAGAAGUGGAGUCUUCAAAGAGGAAGGCUGAGAACGGGUACGACAGCUCUCAGGAGCCAGAUGCCAAAAGGCAGCGUGUGGACGAUGGAACUGCAGCAGCAGUCGCUAUGACGGACAUGUCGGCAAACAACUCUGCUUAUAACUACAACUGGUAUCAGCAACAAUAUGGUGGUUGGGGACAGAAUUCUUGGGGGCAGUACAACCAGUAUGCCCAGUAUAACCAGUACUACCCUCCUCCUCCUACAUGAUGGACAUUCUGAAGAUGGAGAUCUCUUACAGGUUUCUUAAAUUUUGGAACAAAUUAUCUGGAUGUCAUGGAGAUUUCAGAUUGCCCGCCCCCCUCCACUUCCUCCUGGGUCACAGUUCAUACAUAUUUUACCCUCCAUGACAGUAGUGUGAAAAAUGUCUUUCCUCUUUUUAAAAAAAAAUAUCCCCCCCCCCUCUUUAAAAGAAAUAAAGCAAUUUUCCAUUUGUCAGCAUCACUUUUUGGGGGUUUAUAAAUGCAUGUUAUUUGGUUAUUUGUGAAGGCAGAUUUAUUUUCCGGUGUAAGCUUCACUUUUAGAUCAGAUGACUUAGGUUGGUCUCUUUCUUUGUUUAAGAUUUAAACUUGUAAAGGAGACAUUCAUUAAUGUUUGAACAGAGUGUCUUGUUCCCAAAAUUAAGAUUUUUAAUAUUUCAUGCUUGAUUCCACGAAGAGCAAUUACGAGUUCCUUGUUUCUUUUUUAUUUCAACUUUAUUUCAUAAUAAAGAAAUUGAUAUCCCUGGAUUUCUUUUAUGUCAAUGUUUUCAAAAUGCGGAUUGGUUUGUUCACAUAUUGCACAAAAUCUAAAGAUUAGUUUUUGAUGGAUGGCACAUUUUGUGAGCUGGUAAGUAAGGUGGUUCAUGGAAAUGGUUGUAUGGAAAUGCAGCACAAGUUGUAUAUAAAUGGGAGCAUUUAUUUAAUAAAGGGUAUCCUUUUUUUUUUCCUUUAGGGGAAUGCUUCUUUAGAAACUUUCUAAAGGGAAUUGAUGCAUUAAAAAUGGUCUAACUAAAAUGGCUGAUUCAAUUACAGAUAUGCCCCCGUUGAAAGUUUCAAAAGGGUGUACUGUAAAGAGUUACUAGCUGUGUGUCCAUGAUGAUGCAAGUGCGAAUCAAAAACGGGAAGGUUGUGAAAAGGUGUUGUAGAACACGGCCAUAAAGUAAUGGAAGGUGGUUGUAAAAUGAGGCGUUCAGGGCAGAAUUGCAAGAAAGUAUAUGUAAAUUGACAAACUGCUCAUUCAAAGAUAGCAAAUAGUCUAGAUUUUUGUUCAGCGUGGAAAUUAGGGGAACUAAUGUUUAAGAUGAUGUGAAAUAGAGAUGGUAUCAGAACAAUAAUUAGUCUUUCAUUUAUGAAUUUCAUCCAAAAAAACAACUUCUGAAAGAUUAAAUAAUGCGCUUUUUUUCGUUCCAUUAUUAAAUUACUACAUUUAUUUUAUUUUCAUUUACUCGUUUUUAUUUUAUUACAGGUUGUUUAUAUGUUCAGUUACAUAGAAUUGGACGUGUAAAAAAUAAAUUGGAGCUGUCUAUUCAAAGAAACUGCGUCAGAAUUAUUACAUUCAAUGUGGUGGGCGUGAUUACUGAUCC